Molecule: messenger RNA, 1135 nt
Organism: Elaeis guineensis (African oil palm)
Lineage: Eukaryota; Viridiplantae; Streptophyta; Magnoliopsida; Arecales; Arecaceae
Product: mitochondrial import inner membrane translocase subunit Tim13
Source: RefSeq, a predicted model, not a curated record
CAUGGAUACUUGUCAGCUCUCCACACCCACUCCCCUGGCGAACGCCAAGAUCCCCUCCGGAGUACAGACCGCUAGGGUGUUCCCUCCUUCCUCUUCUCCGACGAAGUCCGCGUGAAAGCUAGUGAGCGAUGGAUCCUUUCUCGUCUCCCGCGCCGUCAAACGGCUCUUCGGGCCCCUCGACGGAGGCUCUGAUGGACCAAGUCAAGGCCCAGCUCGCCCAGGCCUACGCCGAGGAGUUCCUCGAGACUGUGAGGAGCAAGUGCUUUUCAAAGUGCAUUACAAAGCCUGGAACAGGCCUGAGUGGGAGCGAGAGCAGUUGCAUAUCCAGAUGUGUGGAACGGUACAUUGAGGCAACAAGAAUUAUUGGCCAAGCUCUUUUCAAUUCCCCACGCAGACUGUCAGGUUUGCUAAAUCAUUUCUGGCAUUUACCACUCUUGCUCAAUACAAAGGAAAGCUACUUCAUAUGCUAAUAUGCGAGGAUCAGAUUUGGUGCUUCUUCCAUUUCAAUGAGGAAAAGUUAUGGCUGUUUCUUUUAUGUUAUUGCAGCUUACUUACUCCUGUAGGUUAUUUGGUUGGUUGUUUGUCAAUUUGUUAUAUUGUAAUCCUCCUGUGGGCUUGGAUAAUCCUGUAUUUGCACCGCUUUAACUUAUCGUUUCAUACAGCCUCUGGCUCCUCACUUUACCAAAAAAAAAAAAGGACAGCUGCGUUGCAUGCUGCUUUAUCCUUGAAAAAUUGAAAGCAAUAGCUGUUAAGCUUAUAUGAUUAAUCCGGUGCCUUGUGUAAGUUUAUGUCAAUCCAGACAAGAUUGAUCACUUUAAUUUAAGCUUCAUCAAAAGUAUCAUAUCCAAAGUGAUAGCAUUCAUAGGCGAUCUGUAGGGCACCAAACCUUAGGUGCUUGCUGCAAAGACAUAAAUCUUGAUCAAGGAGUUCUUCAUUUGGAAUGCCAAAUAAAAUAUGCAGAGUCGAAGCGAGAAGGGCAAGGUUAUAAGCAGUCCAGCUUGCAGAAGGGCUGCUUGAUUAUUUUAAUACAACAAUAUAGAGUCAAAUUAAGUUUCAAAAAUAUGGUGCAUGGCAUACUUUUAUGUACUGUAAGUUGUAAUACCAAUCUUACAUGCCAGAAGCAGCAACCUGAAUU